Camellia sinensis is the source of this 1023-nucleotide messenger RNA. The record is from RefSeq and is a predicted model, not a curated record. NCBI's taxonomy places the organism in Eukaryota, Viridiplantae, Streptophyta, Magnoliopsida, Ericales, Theaceae.
AUGGAAAACACUCAAGGAAGGGAAAGCAAUCCAAUCAUCAGAGACAAAGAAGAAGAAGAAGAUGGCCAUGACAAUCCACUAGCAUUGCUUCCCAAAGAGAAGGGAUGGAUAGGUCUGGAUCUCUAUCUCUACCAAGGCUUUUGGUGCCCCUCAAUGGAAAUUCAGCGAGUAAUGUCUUUCCAACAACACUUCAAAGCUCAGGACACCGACCUCAUACUCGCCACCAUGCCCAAAUCAGGCACCACCUGGUUGAAGGCCUUGACAUUCGCUAUCGCCAACCGUCAUCGCUACACCAACACGCUUUCCCAACACCCCCUUCUCACUUCCAACCCUCACGACCUCAUCCCUUUUCACGAGAUCAAUCUCUCUGCUAAUAAAGACGGCCAUCAAGACAGUCAUAUUCUAAACCUCUCCAACUUUCAGUCUAGCAUUUUCUCCACCCAUAUGCCAUACCAUUCAUUACCUGACUCAAUCAAGACCUCUAAUUGUCGCGUUGUUUAUCUCUGUCGCAAUCCCUACGACGCCUUUGUCUCCGCCUGGCAUUUCUUGUCUAAGCCUAGACCAGAGAGCCUUGAGCCUCUAUCGUGUAUUGAUGCUUUUGACAUGUAUUGUAGGGGUGUCAUCGGUUUUGGGCCCUUCUGGGACAAUGUAUUGGGGUACUGGAAGGAGAGCCUGAAGAGGCCUCAAAAGGUGCUGUUUUUGAUGUACGAGGACUUGAAAGAAGAUAUUAUUUUUCAGAUGAAGAGGCUAGCAGAGUUUAUGAGCGUUCCGUUCUCUUUAGAGGAAGAGAGUGAAGGUGUGAUAGAAGAGAUAUCAAGGUUGUGCAACUUUAACAAUAUGAGAGAGUUGGAGGUGAACAAAACUGGUAAAUCCAUUAGACACUUUGAGAAUAAGACGUUCUUCAGGAGAGGUGAAGUGGGUGAUUGGAUCAAUCAUUUUACACUUGAGAUGGUGGAAUGCUUGAACAAGGUCAUUGAAGAAAAGUUGGGUGGUUCUGGGUUAGCAUUCAAGACUAGUUUGUGA